Messenger RNA from Fukomys damarensis (Damara mole-rat), 874 nucleotides. Its product is annotated as integrin alpha-M-like. Gene Ontology annotation, biological process: cell-matrix adhesion; cell adhesion mediated by integrin; integrin-mediated signaling pathway. Gene Ontology annotation, molecular function: integrin binding. Gene Ontology annotation, cellular component: integrin complex; external side of plasma membrane. The annotation marks the transcript as partial. Lineage: Eukaryota; Metazoa; Chordata; Mammalia; Rodentia; Bathyergidae. The transcript has 8 exons. The record is from RefSeq and is a predicted model, not a curated record.
GCUUUGUGGGGCAUCCAGAUCUAAACCAUCAUGACUGGGAACGGGGAUGGAGCAGUUCUGAAGUCACAGGACCAAGUGGAAGGUUGCUUGAGAACAACAUACCCAGGACGAACAAAACCGAAUUCCAGCUGGAGCUGCCUGUGAAAUACGCCGUCUACUUGAUAGUCUCCAGUGGUGAGACCUCUACCAAAUACCUCAACUUCACAGCUUCAGAGAAGACCAGUCAGGCUGUGGAGCACCAGUAUCAGUUCAGCAACCUGGGCAAGAGGAGCCUUCCCAUCAGCGUGGUCUUCCGGGUUCCCGUGCGGCUGAACAAUGAGAUCGUGUGGGACCACCCUCAGGUCACCUUCUCCCCCAACCUCUUGAGUGCCUGCGGUGUGGAGGAAAGAUCACCUCCUUACUCUGACUUCCUGGCUAAGCUCAAGAAGACCCCUGUGCUGAACUGCUCCAUUGCUUUCUGCCAGAGAAUUAAGUGUGAGAUCCCGUACUUCAGUGUGGAAGAAGAAUUCUACGUCACUCUCCACGGCAACCUCUCAUUCGACUGGUAUAUCGAAACAUCGAGUAACCACCUCUUGGUGGUGAGCACAGCAGAGAUCUUGUUUAACGACUCUACGUUUGCCUUGCUCCCGGGACAGGGGAUGUUUGUGAGGUCCCAGGUAGCUGUCUCAGGCACAGAAGGCCUGCUGGAGGGUGGAGGAGAAUCUGGGCUUGUGAGGAUCAUUGGAGCUGGGGAGGGGGAGGAGAGCAACAGCAGGGAGGAAGAAAGAGGGCUGGGUACUGGGGACACAGGGAAGGCAGAGGCUUUGGGGUCAGGGGCGCCCCGGCCCGACUGGCAAAAGCUCCAGAACCCUGGAGUCUGUCUCUUCUUAUGUGU